AUGAAUCCAGCAUCAGAAAAACAUCACCGGAAUGCUUCUAGGUCUUCUCGGCCCCGCAGCUCAACGAGAGGUCCUCUAGAUGCAUCAGAUGAUCCACUCGCCCCCUCUUGCUUACCCACUUCGCCAACCAAACGCAAAUCAAUGCUUGCUUCAGACCAUUUCACCGGGGCAUCAUUCCAUGAGCUAGAUCCGCUCGCCCCAGAUGAUCUACCAGAAACAUUAGGAAAGGACCUGUCUUUCCUUCUUCGGCACAACAUCUACCACACUCUCUCCCAUAUUGAUAUUCCACCGCCGUUGCGCACCGAAUUCAUUAUCCUUAAUCCGGGAGAACCCCUGUCGACCUCUCUUGGCACCCUCGAGAAAGUAGUGGCUGAGGGUCGGUUCCUCGUCGCAGCGCAUUUCGCGGCAGCCAUUUUGACAUCGUCCUUGAUCUCUCCGACGGACAUCAAACUGAUUUUCUCCCUAUUUUACACACGACUGGCAUGUUUGGAGCUGUCUGGAAAUACAGUCCUCGCAGCACAAGAAUCAAAAGCUCUCGAAGAUUUGAGCUCCACAUUUUACUAUAUCGACCUGACUCUAGAGAAGCCUGGGGCUGUUCAAAAUGCUGAUAAUGAACAAGCCCAUGCUCAUGCGCCCGAUCCUCGUCACAUUGUCCCUUGGCCUCUGCGCGUUCUGGCUGUACGGCUCCAGAGUAUUGGCUUUGGUGAUUCACGCAGAAGCAUUGGUGGACUGUAUGAGAUUGGCUUGGAAGCUCGCAGGGAAAUAAUGCGGAGCGAAAUCAGUGAGUAUGAGCGGAAAAUAUGGAGAGAGAGAUUGGCAGACCUUGGUGUCAGAAGUGUGAACUCGUUGAUAGAAAUGGGUGAUUUCGAUGCAGCCAGACGAUCUCUCGAGGCCUUGCGGAUACCUGGACCAGAGACUGAAACCACCAAAUUCAGGAGAGCAUUAUUACUUCUACGGAUUGGUGACCUUGAUGCGGCAAGUCAGGUAUUUGGCGCCUCCAAUGACACCAAGGAGGCUGCUCUAUUGGAGCCUCUUUUGAGUAUGGCAGAAGGCCGUUACUCAGAUGCUGUAUCUCAAUGGCGCACCCUUGGCGAAGAUAAGACACGGACAGAUGGAGCUCUGGUAGCUCAGAACAUGGCAGUGUGUCUACUUUACACAGGACAACUGGAUGAAUCUCGUCAGAUUCUUGAGGCUCAAAUCUCCGCCAACCAUUCGUUUGCGGGGUUGAUCUUCAACAUGGCAACGAUCUGA
Messenger RNA from Penicillium arizonense, 1251 nucleotides. RefSeq lists its product as uncharacterized. Gene Ontology annotation, cellular component: TRAPP complex; Golgi apparatus. Bases 1 to 1251 code for a protein of 416 amino acids. Gene Ontology annotation, molecular function: protein binding. The record is from RefSeq and is a predicted model, not a curated record. The transcript has 5 exons. NCBI's taxonomy places the organism in Eukaryota, Fungi, Ascomycota, Eurotiomycetes, Eurotiales, Aspergillaceae.